Messenger RNA from Magnolia sinica, 4280 nucleotides. Its product is annotated as protein FAR1-RELATED SEQUENCE 5-like. NCBI's taxonomy places the organism in Eukaryota, Viridiplantae, Streptophyta, Magnoliopsida, Magnoliales, Magnoliaceae. Gene Ontology annotation, biological process: regulation of DNA-templated transcription. The record is from RefSeq and is a predicted model, not a curated record. The transcript is spliced from 3 exons. Gene Ontology annotation, molecular function: zinc ion binding. The coding region runs from base 443 to 3430 and encodes 995 amino acids.
UUUAAUAAUGACGACAGGGUGUCUCCACCCCUUAAGGCGAGACUAUUCCCUGUGGAUGGCACACAAUCACCCGCCAGCCAUGUGCAUUGGGUAAUCCACAGGGAGGGGACUUGAACUCGUGUUAGUGGGGAGCAAAGCUAUGACCGAAGCUGUUAGCCUUGAUUCACCUCUUCUAGGCAUCAAGAAUAGAUAGUUGUAAUCCUUUAAUUUCACAUAGUUCAAAUACCUUAUAAAAUCCAUUUCAUCUCAACAAGCUCUUCUCCGUAUUCAUGCCAUGGCAUUUCCUACUUGGUGAAGAACGGUUUUGGAAAUUCAAUGAAUAGUUAUAUAUUUGGAGAAGUGCAAGGAGUUGGGUGGUGGUGUUUGAAUUGUAUGAGAGUAUCAAUGCAACUAUCAGUUCUUGAAUGGCUACUGACCACUGACUAAAUCUCACUCAUAAUCUAUGGUUUCCUUCUUAUGUUGGCAGCUUGCUUCAGCCAUGGAGUAUGGAAAAGACAGCAGCAUAGAACCAACGAAAACGACCUUAUGUGCAGAAGAUGGCCACCAGAUUCUACCAGUCGCGAAAGUAGAGGCCAUAAAUUUUGAUGACGUUAGACAAUCUGUGACAAUAGUAGGAUGUAUAAAUAAUGUCUGGUGUGUUCAACCUAUUACGGCCAUACCACCUGCCAUCAAUUGUGGGUUUGAUGGAGGAGGCGAGGAACCUGAAAUGGAGUUCAUACCGGCAGCACCCGAUGACCUUAAACCAUAUGUUGGGAAGGAGUUCAAAUCUGAAGCGGCAGCCACAGAGUUCUACACUGCAUAUGGAGCAGCAUGUGGAUUUAGCAUACGUCGUAAUCAGAUACGAAAAUCAGAGAAAACCGGUGAAGUAAUUUUUCGAGUUCUAUCUUGUUCUAGAGAAGGGAAACGGGGAAAAAAGUAUUUGGAGAACGCAGAACGUAAGAGGGCUCCCAAACCUAUCACUAGAGUUGGUUGUCCUGCGACGGUUCAUAUCAGAAGGAAGGGUGAAGAUAAAUGGGUCGUGACGAAGUUUGUGGAGAAACAUUGUCAUAAGCUAACGACCCCAACUAAAUCACGUUUUCACCCUACUCACAAGAAGGCUAUAAAUUUCGAUGGCAUCAUACAAGCCGUGCCAGCGGUAAAAUCUGUAGAUGCUCUUGGGGAUAUUCAACCUAUUACAUCCAUGCCACCUGUCACUGUUGUUGGGGUUGGGGCAAGUGGGGAGCAUGAAAAGGAGUUCAUACCGGUAGUGCCCGAUGACCUUAAACCACAUGUUGGGAAGGAGUUCAAAUCCGAAGAGGCAGCCACAGAAUUCUAUAAUGCAUAUGGGAAGAUAUGUGGAUUUAGCAUACGUCGCAAUCAAAUACGGAAGUCUGAAAGAACCGGCCAAGUGGUCUUUCGAGUUCUGUCUUGUUCCAAAGAAGGGAAGCGAGGAAAAAGGUAUUUGGAGAAUAUGGAACGUAAGAGGGCUCCUAAACCGGUUACUAGAGUCGGUUGCCCGGCAAAAGUUCAUAUUAAGAGGAAAGGCGAAAAUAGAUGGCUUGUGUCGAAGUUUGUGGAGAAACAUUCCCAUAAAUUAGUGGGUCCAAUCGAAUCUCAUUUUCUCCCGUUGCACAGGAAUGCACUAAAUGAGGAUUUAAAUGUUAUUGUUAGUAUAAAUGAGGUAGGUGUCGAUGCUGGUAAGGCCCCGGAUUUCCAUGCAAAUGAAUCAGGCGAGCACGGCGAGGUAGUUUGUUUAGAUGGAGAUGUGGAGAAUAGUCUUCGGAAAAAAAGUAUUCAAAGUUAUGAGAAGGAUGCACAUGCUAUUUAUGAAUACUUCAAGCAAAACCGUAUCGAUGAUCCCUCUUUCUACUACCAAACUCAAAUAGAUAAAAACUGCCGAGUAACAUCUUGUUUUUGGGUGGACGGUGGUUCACAAUUAGAUUAUCAGGUAUUUGGUGAUGUCAUCUGUUUUGACACCACCUACAAGACUAAUCAAUACGAUGUAUCAUUUGUUCCUUUCAUUGGAAUGAACCAUCGUAAGCAACCCAUUCUGGUCGGUGCCGGUCUCCUCUUCGAUGAAACUAUAGAAAAUCUAAAGUGGUUGUUUCAGACGUGGCUUAAGGCAAUGGGAGGAAAGCAUCCGAAGGCUAUAAUUACAGAUCAAGAUCGAAUUAUUAAAGCAGCAAUUGCAGAUGUGUUCCCGGAUAUCCAACAUAGGUUCUCCAUGUGGCAUAUACUGCAUAAAAUACCAGAGAGGUUAGGACAUCUAUAUUACGAAGGUUCUACUUUCAAACAUGACUUCGACAAAUGCAUUCAUCAAUCUGACACGGUUGAAGAGUUUGAAGCACUAUGGAAAAGAAUGGUAAAAGAAUACAAGCUCGAAGAUGUUGAAUGGCUUCGCCAAAUAUAUAGAAUCCGUGACAUGUGGGUUCCAGUUUAUUCAAAAAACGUCUUCCUUGCCGGAAUGUCCACUGCCCAACAGGUCGAAAGUAUUAACUCUCUGUUUAAAGAGCACGUGGACCAUGAUUCAAUGCCUAUUGAAUUCAUACUAGGGUAUCAGAAAGCAUUGUAUGAUCAACGUCACAAGGAGUCGGAGGCAGAUGCUCAAAUGGCAUACGAUCUGCCCAUGCCCAGAACUUCCUUUCCUAUGGACACUGAGUUGGGAAGCAUUUAUACUAGGGAAAUAUUCUCUGACGUCCAAGAGGAGUUGUUCCAGAGCCCUCCUUACAAUGCAAAUUUGGUUGAGAAAAAUGGAGCGAUCAGCACAUAUGAGGUUACCCACAUGAGCAUAAAAGGAAAAGUGUAUAAUGUCUUGUUUGAUGAAGAAGAACAAGCAGUAACCUGCAGAUGUCUCCUCUUCGAGCGUGAAGGGAUCGUUUGCAGACAUUCAUUGGCCGUAUUCAGAACAUUAUGUAUCGACAAAAUGCCAGCACGCUACAUCUUGAAAAGGUGGACACGGCACGCAAAAGUAGGACUCAGUCUUACAAACAAACCUCUACCAAUGGCAGCUGGUGAGUUGCCGCCAUUUGUACGACGUGAUGACCUGAGGCUAUGUUGGAAGAGGUUUUCAAAAGCAGCAUUAAAAUCGUUGCGGGUUUAUGACUUUGCAAAAGAUCGGAUUUCGGAUUUGAUAGAGGAGGUCGAAGGCAUGAACAAAGAAGAACACAUAAUCAUGGGACAGAAUGAUAGUCCUAUUGAAAAAAUUGGCAGCAAUGAGGUGGCAUGUUUGGACCAAGCCGGCACCAAUGGUAGAAGUGGGCUAGCACCAUCUCCAAAGAGUGUUGUCUUACAUGAUGAAAACAUCAUACAAGCAGAGGGUCAUGAUGCAAGCAAGAGAAUCAAGUUCGGUAAGGAGGCGGAUGGAAUUUAUGCCGGAAUGUGUCCCACAUGUUGGGGGCAAAAUCAUGAUUCGCAAAUGUGCCCUUUAGUGAUUGAGAGGGGGCAGGGGUAGGGGUGGAGGCAUGGGUCAUGGAAGAGGCGGGGAUGCUUUGGACGGUGCUGAUCAAUGAUCUUCUUGGGGGCUAUUUUGAAGGAUUGGUGCACAGUUAUUCAAAUCAGUUAUUUUACAGGUGUGACAAUCAAUCCCGACUGGGGCGCUCGUCCAUUCGGGAUUUCCCGACCAGAUGAUCAGGAUCACCAACCAUAGUAGGUGGCAUUUCUUCAUCGACUACAUGCUAGUUGUUGCCUCAAAUGUGUGAUUGUGUGCGCUUUUUAAUCAGGCGAGUUUAUGGUGACAAAAGAUGGCAUGGUUCCGUGGCUCCAUCUCCAACGACUGUGUCAGCUCCCACUUCUGAGUUCUUUCACUGUCAGCAGCUAUUUUGGUGGGCCACAUUCUCCUGCGGUCAUCCAUGGCUUUGGUGAGCCCUGGAGAUAGGAUUGUUGGUGGGCAGCAUGGUUCUGUCGGGCCUUUUCCUCACAUAUUUAAGUGGGUAAUGGUUUCCAUUUCAUCUGUUUUUCGCCAUGGUUACAGAUUUCAUGGAUUGGUGGAGAGAAAAUGGUAUAACAGGACACAUUAGUAUGGGAUCCAGGACGUUCAUCAGAUGGAACCCUCUGUCCUACCCAAAAAAAAGUCGGGUUCGCAGCGCAUUAUUCGGGUGGAGUGUAGAUCAUUAGUUGUAAUUAUCAUUUUUUUUUUUUUUUUUGUCCAUUGUUGGUACAUUUUCAGCCCAGCUGAUCGAAUGGAUCAGUGGGGUUUUUUGUGUUAAGGAACAUUCACUGUGGGCCCGCCUUAUUAACGGCCUGGCUAUUCCGAACGUACCACAUUAGCAUGUGGUGGUCGUUUGUUUCAGCCCUUGAAGGGA